AUGUCGCAGCAGUAUAGCCAACCUGGAUGGCAGAACCCACAGCAGCAGCAGCAGCAGCAGCAGCGCCCGCAGACACAGUCGCCGUAUCCCACCUCCUCGUCUUCGUCGCCUGCUCCUCUGUCUCAAUACCAGUCUUAUCGUCCGACGCCGUCUCCAGGAGGACAACAGCAGCAGCAGCAGCAGCAGCAGCAGCCGCCGCAGCCGCCGUCUAGCAGUGCCCAGUCGCAGGCCCAAACCCCGCAGGCUCAAACCCCGCAGGCUCUCCAGGCUCACCAGGCGUACCCCUAUCAACCCAGCUACCAGCAGCCUUCAUAUGGUGCUCACCAACAACUACAACAACAACAACAACAACCUCAGCAAGGUGGAUAUCAUCAGCAGCAGCAGUCUUAUGGCCAACAGCCUCAGCAGACCUAUGGAAGACCGCCCCCUCCCCCGCCAUCGACCCAGCCAUACGCUUCCUCGGGACAGCCAUACCCCCCUCAGUCUCCCUAUGGACAGGCACCCGCACAAGCACAAUCGCCUUACCCCCCCCAGAACGCCCCAUACCCUGGACCUCCCCAGCAAGGUGGGUUUCCCGGUGGACAGUAUGGCCAUCCUGGCCCUAGUGGACCUGGAGGCCCAGGUGCGCCGCCUCCCGCCGCCGCCGCCGCCGCCGCCGCCGCCGGUCGUGCCACGGAACAGCAGGUGAAUGCCUACAGACAGCUCCUCGUGGGCACCAUCCAGGAGAAGCAACUGCAGCCCUUCUGGCCCCCUGAAAAGCUCGAUCGUCUGCUGCAGAGCUUGGCCCAUGAUGCCCCGGCCAAGGUCAACCGGUUGAUGCACGAGUGGAACGUCCCGCAGGAGGUGGCCGUCGACAUCAUGAAGCUCGCGCUGUACGACACCAUCCUGUACGUCGACGACAGCGGCUCCAUGGAGUUUGAAGAGAACGGUCUGCGCAAGGAGCAGCUGAAGCAGGUGCUGGGCAUUGUCGCCGCGGCAGCCUCGACCUUUGACCAGGACGGCAUCUCGGUGCGCUUCAUGAACUCCCCCGAAGCCGAGGACAAUGUACGCAACGUCGACGACGUCAACCGACUGGUCUCGCGUGUCCGCUUCUCCGGCCUCACCCCGCUGGGCACCAACCUGCGCAACAAGGUGCUGGACCCGAUGGUCGUCGGCCCCGCCCGCGCCCACCGGCUGCAGAAGCCCGUGCUGGUCAUCACCAUCACCGACGGCCAGCCUGCCGGCGAGCCCCUCAGCACCGUCGCCCAGGUCAUCCGCAUGGCCUCGGACGAACUCUCCCGCAGCCAGUACGGCCGCGGCGCCGUCGCCUUCCAGUUCUCCCAGGUCGGCAACGACACCAAGGCCCGCGAAUUUCUGGGCAGUCUCGACGAGGAUCCGGCUAUCGGCAGCCUCAUCGAUUGUACUUCAAACUUUGAGGUUGAACAGGACGAAAUGUCUCGCGCCGUCCCUCCCGUCUACCUGACCCGAGAACUCUGGUGUGCCAAAUUGAUGCUUGGAGCGAUCGACUCCUCCUAUGACACCAAGGAUGAAAAGGCCGCCGGCCAUGGUGGCCCACCGCAGCAGCAGGGCUACGGGCAGCCGCCUCAGCAGGCAUACGGUCAGCAACCGGCAUACGGCCAGCAACAGGGAUAUGGUCAGCAACAGGGAUAUGGCCAGCCAUCUGGAUAUGGUCAGCAACAGCCUAGCUACGGUCAGCAGCAACAGCAGCAACAGGCACCCUAUGGGCAGCAGCGUGGUGGCCCAUCUCCCCAGCCGGGUUAUGGCCAGCCCUACGGCGGUUACGGUGCUCCAUCCGGUAACUACCAGCAGCACCAACACCAGCAGUACGGCCAGGGCAGACGGUACUAG
This is a messenger RNA of Penicilliopsis zonata CBS 506.65, 1848 nucleotides long. RefSeq lists its product as hypothetical. The coding region runs from base 1 to 1848 and encodes 615 amino acids. The transcript is spliced from 4 exons. The record is from RefSeq and is a predicted model, not a curated record. NCBI's taxonomy places the organism in Eukaryota, Fungi, Ascomycota, Eurotiomycetes, Eurotiales, Aspergillaceae.